UCCCUGUUUUCAACCCUAAAACCCCUCUGUUCCGCCAAAACCAUUUUCAUCUUCAUCUUCAUCUUCAUCUUCAUCUUCAUCUUCUUUCCUUCAGUCGACAUGUAUAUUUAGACGUGCGUGACUUAGUGGAACUCUUUCUUUCUGUAUAGUUUGAAUUGGGAGUGAGAUGCACCAUAGUGAUGCAGAAACUGCUGCGCAGAACCCCCGUUACCCCGCCUAUUUUAUUGGUUAAUACUCCCCUCUCUCUACCCGUCUCCAACGCUGCCUUUCUUUCUAUAGGCUUUUCCGGCGGCCCCCCCAAAAUGUUUUCUUCCGCCCACUCUCUCCACCAUCCUCAUCCCUUGAACCAUCCAAGAAAAUCCCUUUCACCCCCCACGCCUCAGGGCCUUCUUUUCAAGAGUUCCUCUCCCUGCACUUGUUCUUUUGAGAACAGCAGCAGCAAUACGGUGCCGUUGAGGGCCUGGGUGGUAUCCAAAGACACUAAUAAAUAUGCUACUCUCGGUGUUGGUGUUGGGUCCCACAGAGCGGCAUGGUUCACUACACUUGCUGGUAAUUCGAGUAAAUGUUGUGAACUUCCUGCGUCAGAGGAGGGAGAGAAUGACGUCGAAAAUGUGAAAGGGGCGGAGGAUAGGAGAGUGCAAAGGAGGCAGAGGAGUGGUGGAGCUGCCACUUUGUUGGUGGGGAGCCCGGAUUUACUCACCGUUCCAGGAGUGGGUCCCAAGAAUUUAAGGAAGCUGGUGGAGAAAGGGUUUGAGGAAGUAGCCCAGCUCAAACAGCUCUAUAAAGAUAAGUUUUUCGGUAAAUCAAGUCAGAAGAUGGUGGAGUUCUUACAGAGUUCAGUGGGGAUCAUACACAAGAACCAUGCUGAGAGUAUAACUACAUUUAUAAAGGAGAGUGUUGAUGAAGAGCUGAAGGAAAACAGUGUAAAACCUGCUCAAAAGAAGAGAAUAACUUUAUGUGUUGAAGGCAAUAUCAGUGUGGGAAAGUCUACGUUCCUGCAGAGAAUAGCUAAUGAAACAAUUGAGCUUAGAGACCUUGUGGAGAUUGUUCCUGAACCAGUUGACAAGUGGCAGAAUGUGGGUCCAGACCACUUUAACAUAUUAGAUGCAUUUUAUGCGGAGCCAGAGAGAUACGCAUAUACCUUCCAAAACUAUGUAUUUGUUACAAGAGUUAUGCAGGAGAGGGAGUCAUCUGCCGGCAUUAAGCCCCUCAGACUAAUGGAACGGAGUGUCUUCAGUGAUAGAAUGGUUUUUGUGAGAGCUGUUCAUGAGGCAAAAUGGAUGAAUGAGAUGGAAAUUAGCAUUUAUGACUCAUGGUUCGAUCCGGUUAUUUCAAGCUUGCCUGGUCUUAUUCCCGACGGUUUUAUCUAUUUGAGGGCAAGCCCAGAUACCUGCCACAAGCGUAUGAUGUUGCGUAAGAGAGCAGAAGAAGGCGGAGUAACUCUAGAUUAUCUGCAAGGAUUGCACGAGAAGCACGAGAGCUGGCUUUUCCCAUUCCAAAGUGGAAAUCACGGAGUUCUUUCUGUCAGUAAGCUACCAAACGAAGUCGAUUGGUCUUUGCAUCCCAAUAUAAGGGACCGUGUGUUCUAUUUGGAUGGUGAUCAUAUGCACUCUAGUAUCCAAAAGGUUCCUGCAUUGGUUCUUGAUUGUGAACCAGACAUUGAUUUUAGCAGAGACGUAGACGCUAAGCGGGAGUAUGCACGACAGGUGGCAGAGUUCUUUGAAUUUGUGAAGAAAAAGAAGGAAGUUAGUGACUCAAAUGUUGGAGAAGAUGCAUUAAAAAGCAACCCGGUAGUGUUACCAAAUCAUGGAAACUUGUGGAUGCCGGGAACACAACCUUCCCUCAACUCGUUGGAUUUCAAAAAAGCCAUGUCAUUCAUGUCUCAACAGUGAACUAGUGUGUGCUUCUUCUGUCUUGAGAUUUUAUGUAAAAAUAUGUUUAUUAACCGCCACCCAACUUUUAGAGGUAUCAGGAGGAGUUGUAAUUUUUUAUCGAUUGUCUUCAAUGAAAGCUUGCGUUGUUUA
Molecule: messenger RNA, 2024 nt
Organism: Erythranthe guttata (spotted monkey flower)
Lineage: Eukaryota; Viridiplantae; Streptophyta; Magnoliopsida; Lamiales; Phrymaceae
Cellular component (GO): cytoplasm
Molecular function (GO): deoxynucleoside kinase activity
Source: RefSeq, a predicted model, not a curated record